Molecule: messenger RNA, 6049 nt
Organism: Dermacentor albipictus
Lineage: Eukaryota; Metazoa; Arthropoda; Arachnida; Ixodida; Ixodidae
Product: venom carboxylesterase-6-like
Source: RefSeq, a predicted model, not a curated record
UCGUCGAGCGUAUUUAAAGGAUAAAGAAAAAAAAAACGAUCCCUCUUGUACGAGACGCUUCGGUACUUGUCGGGCAGUCGCCGACAGACAACGUCCCCUCAAAGCCACGCGUCGUCUGCUCCACGUCGUCUGCCUCUUCUUGGCGUGCGGCCAUCUAAAGCGCCCGGGACCGCUUAUAAUUUAACGUAAGACACGAAUACGAAACGAUGCUGUCCAGCUCCUCCAAGUCCCCGCUGGCGUUUGAAAGCGGGCUACCACUGCUCGUUUUUCUCCUCCUGCUAUUUUACACGGUGCAUCGAUGCGGAGCUCAGCAGCCACAGACUCAGCGGGUCACCACAAACUAUGGCGACGUCACUGGAAGUCUGAUGCAGGCUCCCGCGCCGGGCUUGGUGACUCAAGUGCCAGUGUACGCUUUCAAGGGGAUACGCUACGCCAAGCCACCCGUCGGUCGCCGAAGGUUUGAGCGCCCCGAACCGCUGGACCAGCGCUCCUCGUUCAACGAGAAUCUACAAGUGUACGAGAAUUCACGUUGCCUGCAAUGGACGAGCUUCCCGUCGGAGCGUAUUGUCGGGGACGAGGACUGCCUGUACCUGGACAUCUACGUGCCCGCCACGUAUUUCGCCACUCCUGCCACAAAGCUUGCAGUUGUGGUUUUUCUUCCGGGGCCCGACUUCAAAAGCGGUGGCAAAGACGAAAUCAAACCAGGCUACGACUUUGGAUCAAGAAACAUCUUCGUGGUCGUCAACUACAGACUCGGUGUUUUCGGUUUCCUGAGCACAGAAGACGAGAACGGGAAGGGAAACAUGGGACUCUGGGAUCAGCAAAUGGCGUUGCGGUUUGUCAAGUCCAACAUCGCUGCCUUCGGAGGGAUCCCGGAGAAGGUGACACUCAUGGGCUUUGGCGCCGGAGCAAUGUCCGUGUCGUUCCACAUUCUCAAUGCUGCGUCGUCGGCUCUGUUUUCUCGGGCCAUAAUGUCGGGUGGCUCGGCCGCCAGCCCGGAAGCGACGAUCACCAACGCGUGGAGGAACACCCGUCAAUUGGGACGCGCCGUGGGCUGCGGCCAGGAGGACGGCGCAUCGCUCAUCGCCUGUCUCAGGGCCAUCGACGCCGUCAAGCUCGUCGACAAGGCGCAUCACGAACAGAUAAGAUUUUGGCCUAUCGUGGACGCGAACGUCACUAAGAAUGCGUUCCUGCCAAACUACCCCCGGAUGAUGUUCUGCCAAGGUCGGUUCACGCCGAAGCCAACGAUAUACGGAUACACGAAGAACGCCGGAUCGCUUCGCUACUUUGAGAGGAUAAACCGAGUGGAGAAUCCAAAAAGCGUCGACCACAUAGUGCAAACUUACCUGAACGAAUUCUUCGACGAUGAGGACUCACGUGUUGGCGUCACGGCAGCCGUGAGGUUCCAGUAUUACAGGCCACGCAGCAAUCUUUCCAACGCCACGCGGAACGCGAUCAGUACCAUCAACAUGCUCACGGACUUUCUUGUUGGUGCUCCCAUCGAAAUGGCUCUGUCGGGUCACCUGCGGCUUCUACAGAGUACCUCGUAUACGUCUCCAAACCCUGCUUUCUUGUACAUAUUCGGAAUACCUAAUGCUCCAAGGACUUUCGCUAACCUCCAGAUGGGCUCCAGAGAGCUUUACGGGGCGACAUACAUGGACGACAUGCUCUACACAGUCAACACUGAAGGGUUGGCGCUGACGACGGAUACCGUGCGGGACCCUCUCAUUGUUGGCUACAUGACUACUUUCUUCAUGGCUUUCAUCAACGGACAGGCCCCCGGUGGAAUUCUGCAGCCCAUCAACCCUGCUUUGCGCCAGUACACCAACAUGUCGCUGACGUACCCUGGAGGCCUGUCCGACAGCGUGCCGUACCGUCCUCAGGAGAUGGACUUCUGGAACUACUUCGUGCCCGACCUGCACCUGGAGCUGAACCGCACCAGUUGGGCAUCGUACCACAACGCGCGCGAGGCGACCCACUUCAAGGCGGCCACCUGGGGAACCACCACGCUCGUCGUGCUGCUGGUGCUCAUCAUCGUCGGGCUGCUGGCAGCUUUCUUCGUCUACCGGAGACAGAAGCAGAGGUCGAGGAAGCUCAACUCUCGAGAGGGCGUCGAGUUUCGACCUGUGACGCAGGACGUGAAAUUGUAGGGCCGCGGUUACCACUGUUCUCCGGCCGACGUACGUGGCUGCCCGACGAAAUACUAAAGAGAAACAUGCGUGCAAUGAAAUACUGUGGGGCAGGAGCGAAAUUCCAACGAAAUGGCCAGAGUGCCUCGACUAAGGCAAUGCGUCGGCACCCAACUACCCUCACAGCUACUUUACCACCCUCAUCUUUCAUACUUUCUUUUCAUACGAAGAAGUGAGCUCGUUUUCGCAAAGCCGUCGCCUUGGCUAUUCACAGUCGAUGCAUUUAGCGACUUACGCUGUUUUCAUAGUCGUGCUUAGCACACUUCACUGCCGUUCAGAGGCGGCACUCAGGCGCCCAGACCAUAAGCGUAACGCCUGUGGGGCGCCGGUUUGAGAUUGCUGGAACAUUACCAUUUUUUUAAAUAGUAUCUGUCUCGCACGCCAGCUUCGUCGAAAGUGUGACGGCUAACAGUUAAUGCCACGAUCGCCCUACUUCCAAUCGGUCAAAUGUCAUGCAAUUUUGCUGCGUGACUUUUUUCCCGCCUGAGUGGCGUAACGUGACGCCAUCGCGCAGAAGGGCUGUGUUAGCGUCACACCUCGUCGGCCUGCACCUGACCCAGUCUUUUAUGUAGACGUUGUCCGACGACCAUGUUAUAAAUUUACGUCUUCCCAUAUCAUCCUGUGCCCGCACAACAGACUGUUCCGCAGACAGUAGUUCCGUAGAUCGGCCGACUUCGAAGAGCAUCCGUACGACGGCCCUGGCGAGCAGACAGCGGAGCUGGACACAUAUUUUUAUUACCUACCCCACACUCUUCGCGAAUGCUAGCGGUAGACUGGUUUGAGAGUAGCGUCUACAUGGAUGUCGCUAAGAAAGGGCUGUUGACAGCGAUGUAUGUUGUUUUGUCCAAAUUGGAUGAUGAUGAGUAUUCGUCUCCUCAAAAAUGGUCUUUCUGGCAACGCAACAGCACCUGUUGCCAGACUUACAAGGAAUUCUAGGACAAAUUAGCGGAGUUUGACUGCUGAUAUCCGCAUGUCAGGCAUGCCUCAGCAUUUUCCGUCCGCGUACGUCGUGGACUAGAUGCUGCCAACAGCAAUCAGUGACGUGUAGUCAAAUGGUACUCCAUCCGGCACGGAAAUCAAGACUUCUCCCGUCGUGUGGAUGGGAUACUAAUCCUCGUUGCAAAAGUUGUUACACUUUCGAUGUGUUGAAAGAAGCUGGUAACGUCAUCUACCUGGCUGUAUUUCUGUGUCAUACUUUCUUUCUUUGAAUAAUGAUUGAAUCAAUCGAAACAAUAUCUAGUCAUCCUCGAUGUCAUCAUUCGUCGGUAGGUUGUGUUGAUGCUUUGUGGCGAAAUAUAUGAUUACCGCUUGUUUACGAUUGUCCCUAAUGAAGCCUUUCUGUAGAGGUCGUGUUAGAGCUAGCAGUUUUUAUUGCAAACGUCGAAGCGUUAGUGAGGAGUGAUAAGAGUUUGUUGUUUAACGAGUGCCUUUGGCUGAAUUACCGGCUCUCAUAGCUAGUUAUCAUAUUUUUGCAUUCGAACUUUUGUUCAAAUCCACCUGUGUGCCAGCUCUGAGAGCCAGCAUAAAUUUUCGCCGAUUCAUUACAAUGUUGUUGGAACUAUAGGCUGCCGUCCGUGUUUUUACGUCGAUCAUGUGUGUCCUCUUUUGAAAAAUAUGUUUUGCUGUCAUCAAGCACAUUUCGUUUAUGUAUUAUAAGUGUUCUUGGUAGUGCUAAUCUUCAUGCUAUUUUCCCCACGUUCAAGGUUUCGCUGAACAUAGUAUUUAUAUCAUUUUACUUGUAUAUGACAUACAGCCGUGUCACUUAUAGCACUCACAAAUUUAAUGACAUGGAAUUCGCACUUGCGCACAAGAGGGAGCUUCAGCGCAGAAGCUUCUUCCUGUAUAAGUGUUAAAAUUAAAUUAUGGGGUUUUACGUGCCAAAACCACUUUCUGAUUAUGAGGCACGCCGUAGUGGAGGACUCCGGAAAUUUCGACCACCUGGGGUUCUUUAACGUGCACCUAAAUCUAAGCACACGGGUGUUUUCGCAUUUCGCCCCCAUCGAAAUGCGGCCGCCGUGGCCGGGAUUCGUCCUGUAUAAGUGUAAAUGAAGAAAGCAAGCCACAUUUUAAUGUUUGUUACACAUGAAAGAGAAAAUCAGAAUCGACUGACUGCUGGGAGCAAAUGCUUAAUUUUAGGUUUCCAACUUGCAAAAGUUUAUGGUGGUGAAAGAAAAAACUCUAAAAAGAUGCCCUGUAAACUUUUAAUUCUAUUGAUUCGGGAGGAAUCAAAAACUACAUUAGUGAACAGUAUCAGUUAGGAUUUCAAAAGUGGAUAAUAUAUACCUUUGAUCGCACUGAAACGUGUCAAUAAUUUUUGGCACGAAUUUCCCGAAGCCCAUGUAAGCAUGAUAUCGAUUUCAUGUAAGCUGUUUACUAAUAUAUUUUAUUUACUUGGUUCAGUCAAUAGGCGCAGCUUGUAGAAAUGUGAUAGUAUCUAUAUACCUAUCGCACUUAGCGAAGUGCUAUAGUUGUAAACUUGCUUCUGAAAUUCUAAUUUAUCAAUUUUUGUCAAGCUUCUUGCGAAAUGUCGAUGCCUUCAAUCAAAUCAAUGCUUCCGACAGUCGGUUAGUUUAGCUUUAUCUCCAAAAUAAUUGAAAACAUCUGCUCAGCGGCUGCACAAGAUAGAAUUUCUGAAUUUGAAAUGAAGACGUCGAAUGUGAUUUCGACCCCUAGCUGUUGCUUUCUCUUGAAUCCAACGAUGUGCUUCUUCUGAACUUUCAGGAUCGACAGUCGAAUGUUAUUGUCGUCGAUUUAUUCAAUAAAAGGCCUCUCACAGGGUUGGGAAAUUGUGGCACAUACACGUGAGGCGUAGAUCACGCGAUGCAGAUUGUGUGUGCACAUUUAUUACAGCAACGCAUGCCACCGAAAGCAACUGCAAAUUCAACCAAAGAGAACACAUCUUCUCGAGUCGGCUACUUGGCCUUCCUACGAAGUGACGUCGUACGUGUGGCCUUUCGGGCCACAUCUACGGCGUCUCCACUGCACAAAUAACCAGCGGCAGCAGCACGAACUCGGGGAUUCCUGCUAAUGCUCCACGUGAAAAAAGAAAAAAAGAAAACACAAGGGAGAGAAAACAAAGAAAGCGGAGGCCAUGGAGUUUACGUGAAACAGAGGUCGCCGCGUAAAAAAAAAGGAAAAAAAAGAAGCUGAGGUGUACUUUUGGCUGCGAUGCGGGAAAAGGCAGCUAUAGGAAAACAGCUUCGCUUGCGGUUUCUCGGGCAACGCAAUGGGAGAGAGUAUCGUGGAGAGGGUAAUUCGCGUUCUCGCCUCAUUGCUUUACUACAUUUAGUUUGCUUUCAUCUCGCCUACUAAUGAAUCAUUUUCCAAAAUCUUUUGCAGCAUGACGCUCUCUAUAGGGUGGUACAACUUCUAACGUACAAUCGAAAUUUCCGGUGGCGCCUGGUGAGGGGCUUUUGAAAGAAUGGAAGCUGAAAGCUUCAUGGUUUGUUUUAGAAUUUUUGCCCGUUGUCUUAGACAGACCCAGAAUACCUACUGUGAUUACAUUCUCUACAGUCUAUGGCAUAUAGUUUCGGCCAGGUCCAGCGUUUCUAUGACCUAAUACGAGUAUUCCCAAACGACAGCCAUUAUUUUUGUGUGUGCGCGCGUUCAUGAUCGUAACGUCGUCCCAGAGCAAUGCUUAAUUAAUUCUGCUCCGGUUCCCAAUUGGCGGAUGCUAAUCUAAAUUUAAAUCCCUGCCAGCUUUGCUCUAUUAUGGCGUGUCUGCUCUUUUCUACUGAAAGUGAAGAGGGGAUUGGCGGCUGGACCGCUCGCAUCGUCUUCAUAAUAACCUGUAAUCCUUGUGUAAGGUAUUGCUUUCUUUUUCCUGCAGCGAAUAAUAAAGCGGUGUCAGAUAUAACAAA